AUGAUACUGCAGUCUAUUGGUUUCUUCUAUGUUGAUGGGCCUAGUAAUUCCAGGGUGACUGUUGAUGUAGAGUUGAAGUUGACUAUUGCUAUGAAGGGUCGUAAGUGUCUGGGUGGUAAGCUAGAUGAGUCUGGGCCGAUUAAUCCGAAUAAUGCUGGUGUUUCUAUUGGUAAUGAGGAUAUUGGGAGUAAUUUAGGGGCUGAUUUGCCUGAUAAGGAUGUAGAUAGUAUUAAUUAG
This is a messenger RNA of Gregarina niphandrodes, 237 nucleotides long. RefSeq lists its product as hypothetical. Lineage: Eukaryota; Apicomplexa; Conoidasida; Eugregarinorida; Gregarinidae. The transcript is spliced from 2 exons. The record is from RefSeq and is a predicted model, not a curated record. The coding region runs from base 1 to 237 and encodes 78 amino acids.